Messenger RNA from Nerophis ophidion (straightnose pipefish), 2841 nucleotides. It is a transcript of the gene ankdd1b, whose product is annotated as ankyrin repeat and death domain containing 1B. The record is from RefSeq and is a predicted model, not a curated record. Gene Ontology annotation, molecular function: protein binding. Gene Ontology annotation, biological process: signal transduction. NCBI's taxonomy places the organism in Eukaryota, Metazoa, Chordata, Actinopteri, Syngnathiformes, Syngnathidae.
CAAGUAGUCUUAUGCGUCUUCACAUCAGGCGUGGCCCCCGUUCUUCAGCCACUGGUUUGUUACCGAUACUCUCACGCGCAAAGGUGCUGACCUGGUCGUGUUUAGGUGUUGCCGACGCGAGAGAGUGUCACGAUGGAGAAGAAAAUUGGGGCUUUGAAGCAAAUGGUGAAGAAACACAGCCCCAAGAGGGAGGACCUGGACCCCCGGAAGUGGAUGAAGCAGGAGCCAGUGAAGGCCUUUACCGAAUUUGUAAUGAACAAGCACUCGGAACCAGAGGCCGACAACAGCUUUGACCACCAAGAGAUGUUGCUGCAUACAGAGAAGCAGUUCAUAGAGGCAGCAAAGACCAACGACGGCGCCAUGAAGACCCUGGGGAAGGGCUUGAAUGCCAACGCCGUGAAUGUGCACAACAGGACCGCCCUCCACUACGCGGUCGCCGGCAACAAGGAGGCGGUGGAGCUGCUGUUGCGGCGCAGGGUUCGAGUGGAUCAUAGGGACAAGUUUGGCGUGGCACCGAUUCACUUAGCGGCCUGGUUUGGCAACUUGGAUAUCCUGAAAUUGUUAGUGCGGGCCGGGGCCGAACAAAAGAUUGAGAAUGAGGAAGGACUGAACAUCAUGCAUUGUGCUGCUGUCAACAACCACACCGACAUAAUGGAGUACAUCGUCAACGACCUGCAGAUGAAAGAACUGGACAAAGACGACCAGUCAGGAAACUGUACCUUCGCCACUGCGGCAGAGCACGGUUGUGUGCAGAUGUUGGAGAUGCUAAUGGAGUCCGGCUACAACAUGGCCACCAUGAAGCCAAACAAGAGAGGAGACACGCCCCUGCACUUAGCUGCAAGAAACGGCCACUUGGACGCCGUCCAACUGCUUCUGCUAAGCUUUGAUACUCGGGAUGAAGUUAAUAUGGACGGUGAGACGUCCCUGUACCUGGCUGCAGACAGCGGUCAGGAACAGUGCGUCUUGGCAUUGCUGCAGGCCGGCUGUGACCCCAACAUCCAAACAACAAGAAAAACCAGUGCUCUUCAUCCAGUGUCAGAAAGAGGAGACACGGCUCUGGUCCAACUUCUCUUAGAAUAUAAAGCCUACACAGACUUUCAGAAUGAGGAGAUGGAGGUUCCUCUCCACCUGGCAGUGAAGAACAGCCACUUGGCGGUCAUUCAUUUCCUCCUGGAGGCAGGUUGCAACAUUAACUCCAGCAAUAAGAGGUCUCAGACCGCCAUGCACCUGGCUGCGGAGUUGGCCAGAAUAGACGUGGUGGAAAUGCUGCUUAAAGCUGAAGUGGAUCUGACACUCCAGGACCGGCAGGGCAAGACGGCUCUGGAUGUGGCAGCCCGAGCAGGCGAGGUGAUCAUGGUGGACAUGAUUGUCAAGGCAGAACGAUAUCAUGCAUGGAAGACGGCUAACCCAGAGUUUAAUGACAGUUUUCUCAGCGAGUAUCCGCUAACGUUCAAACUGGACCACCGCGAUGAGACCAAGAAGUUCCGCUCUAUGGCCUGGCGCCUGACCUACCAGCUCCUGAAGCCGGCAGACUGGAAGAGCCUGGCUGAACACUGGGGAUUCACCCAGGACCAAGUGUCCGCCAUUGGGAGACAGUGGACAGGUCAACACAGUUACAAAGAACAUGGCAACAGGAUGCUUCUGAUUUGGCUCCAUGGAGAGGAGUUGGCCCGGAAAAAUCCUAGUGUAGAACUCUAUCAGGCUCUUGUCACCACUGGCAAUAGCAAAGCUGCAGAUCGGAUGCAGAUGGAAUCAGAGAGUGUCAGCCGCAGAAACUGCAGAGUUUCAUGAUUGAUCACGUUAGUUUACAUCAAUUGUCAGACACGCUUGUACAGUAUAGAAAGACGCUCUAAAAUAAUUUAUUACAAAAAAACAAGAGACAGGUACAAACAGGAUGGCUUUGGUCUCACUAACAAACACUGUAUGCUUCCUCAUUUUACAUGCACUUUUUAAAAAAUAUAAUAAAAGUGAACAUUUUACUUAUGAAGUUAAUUGUCUUUUUACAGCAGGUACAGUGCUACCUCGGCUUAUGAGUUUAAUCGGUUCUGUGACUUAGCUUAUAAAUAUUCGAACUACAAAUCAAUAUUCCCCAUUGCAAUUAAUUUAAAUCAUCUUCUGGUCGGACAUUAAAGGGUUCAUUGCAACAUUACUAGUGGUGCAGAGUCUAGUAAGCCAAGGUACUACACUACAUGAAUUGAUCAGUGCAAAUGUCACUGAAAAAAAUAAUGCAUUUUUCUACAAUAAAAACAUCAAAGACCACUUUUAAAAGGUUUUAAGCACCGCCCACAAAAAAAAGGAAUUGUUGCAUAGUGAGUUAGGGGUUUUCAAAGUGGGACAGACCUCUUCUGCUGGUCUAUGUGAGAGGUGUGUGUGUGUGUGUGUGUGUGUGUGUGUGUGAUUAGUCAACUACUUUGAUGGAGUGUACGUUACAAGUGCCAGGGUGUGCUUUGGAGGACGUCUUGGGGGUACGAGGACCUGGUUGGGAAGAGCGAGGAUAUCUGGCUGCAGGCGAUUGACCACCGAUGAACUUGUAUGAUAGAGAUGUAUAUUAGAAUAUGGAGAUAUACUUCACCCUGUAUGACUCAUACCUGUGUAGUAGGCUGGUGGCGUUCUACCACGAUUGAACACAUGGAUGGCGCCACACCCAUGACUCUGAGGUUACUACGUGCGCUCUUAUCGGGAACAUUUUGGGCUGUAAUGCGAGCGGUUAUGGUUUUUGCUGCCUUCUGUUGGCUGGAGGUGACCACACGCCCACUGGCCUGUGACGACAAGAACACCUUUGAAGAUGUACUGAAACAACAGGAUUAUUUUCAAAGAGCAAAAUACUGCGGCUCGACCUGU